AUGUUUGCCCGUGUCACAUUUUAUCCAACUCUUUUAUACAAUGUAUUUAUGGAAAAGGUAACACAGCGCAACUGGUAUGAUCGAAUUGAUGAAAAUGUUAUAUUGGGAGCACUUCCUUUUAGGAAUAUAAGUCAAAAAUUAAUUGAUGAGGAAAAUGUCAGAUGUGUGAUAUCAAUGAAUGAAUCGUAUGAACUGGAACAUUUCACACCUCAACCAGAAGAAUGGAAAAAAAUGGGUGUAGAACAUUGUCAGCUGAGUACAAAAGAUAUUUUUGAGACUCCAUCACAUGAAAAAUUAGUUCAAGGCGUCUCAGUGAUGGAAUCAGUUUCAAAAGAUGGUAAAACUGUGUAUGUACAUUGCAAGGCAGGCCGUACUCGUAGUGCUACACUUGUGGGAUGUUAUUUGAUGUCUAAACAUAAUUGGACUCCUGAACAAGCAAUCGAAAAUAUUGUAUCCAAGCGACCUCAUAUUUGGUUAAGAAAUCAACAGUUAGAGAGUCUGAAAAAGUAUUAUGAUGCUGUGGUGAAAGAAAAAUUUAAUGCUUUCAAAAUGGAUAGUAAUUAA
Messenger RNA from Macrosiphum euphorbiae (potato aphid), 564 nucleotides. Lineage: Eukaryota; Metazoa; Arthropoda; Insecta; Hemiptera; Aphididae. The record is from the annotation of a GenBank genome assembly.